ACUUUUUCUCCACGUCAAACUAUAUCCGGUCUCUCUUACAGCCAGCAGCAGUCUCGCAUGUAAACACAAAAAUAAAACUAGCGAGCAUUAUUUUACUUCACUUGUCACCGCCUAAAUUUAGUCAAAUGCUUGUCAGGCGUUGCUUCAGACUGUGCUCUUUGUGUACCCGUGUAGUUUACAGCAGCGGAGUAAGAAGAGGAGGAUGGAGGACACUUGUGGGACACGCCAGUGUGAAACAUGCUAACAGGACAGACGUGCCACACUGGGGCAGAGUAAUGUUUAAACGCUUCUUUCACAGUGAUCUGGGGGAGCUGUACAAGAACGAGUCAGUUCAGGUGUAUCUCGAGCAGCUCAUGGAGGAGCACAGAGACCUGAGCAAGAAGCUACAGCAUGCAUACCUCAGUGAGUCAGACAGAAAGGGGCUCACAAAGAAGCACACUGAGCUGCUGCCUCUGGCAAGUGUGUUUAGGAGCAUUGAACAAGCUCAGAAAGACCUCGAAGAGGUCAGUUCACUUCUAAAAGGUUUAGCUGGCACCAAAGAUGAAGAUCUGACCCAGCUGCUAAAAGAGGAGGAAGCACAAAUCUCCAGCAAGAUUUUGGCUUUAAGAAGAGACCUAAUCAAAGCUCUUAUCCCCACUGAUCCUCUUGACUCGAGUAAUGUUCUGCUGGAGGUCGUAUCAGGGCGGACAACAGGAGGUGACAUUUGUCAGCAGUUCACCAAAGAAAUGUUUGACAUGUACCAGGGUUUUGCAUUUUACAAAAACUGGGACUUUGAGGUGUUGAACUACACACCUGCAGAGUAUGGUGGUCUGCACCAUGCAGCAGCGAGAAUAGCUGGAGAGAACGUGUACAGGCACCUGAAGCACGAAGGAGGAACCCACCGGGUUCAAAGGAUCCCUGAGGUGGGGCUCUCCUCCAGGAUGCAGCGAAUCCACACAGGAACCGUGACUGUCAUCAUCCUGCCUCAGCCAGUUGAAGUACACUGCGUUUUUUUCUUUUUAUGACUUCUCUUUGUUUUUUUUUGUUUUUUUUUUAUAUUUUUAUUGAGAGACAAGUGUACAGUAGUUUACAAUGACAACACAAUCUGUUCCCAUCACACAUUUUUUAGUUUUUCUUACAUGAACAGACACAAUAACACACACACACAGGCACACCCACACACACGCUUAAGUAAACAAACAAAACAAAACCUAAUA
Haplochromis burtoni (Burton's mouthbrooder) is the source of this 1196-nucleotide messenger RNA. RefSeq names its product mitochondrial translation release factor 1. The transcript is spliced from 5 exons. Gene Ontology annotation, biological process: translational termination. The record is from RefSeq and is a predicted model, not a curated record. Lineage: Eukaryota; Metazoa; Chordata; Actinopteri; Cichliformes; Cichlidae. The coding region runs from base 126 to 1004 and encodes 292 amino acids.